Molecule: messenger RNA, 1002 nt
Organism: Aaosphaeria arxii CBS 175.79
Lineage: Eukaryota; Fungi; Ascomycota; Dothideomycetes; Pleosporales
Exons: 3
Coding region: 130-966 (278 amino acids)
Source: RefSeq, a predicted model, not a curated record
UCUCGCGACGUCCCUGAGAAUAACAACAACAACGGAAUUGUAGCCCAAAAACUGGGAGUUUACGUCCCCUGAAGCCAUAUAAUCGUCCCAUUUUUACUAUUUUUCUUAUUGCGAUAUCAUUUCAUCAUCAUGGUAUCCACGCGACAUCACCCUUCAGAGUUCCCUCCACCAGAGGCGUCCCCCACCAAGAGCUCCUCGCCCCGGAAGAGCUCUCGCAGAUCAACCGCGUCCCCCGCUCCUGAGGAAAUCCCAACGUCGUCGCCCACUUCUCUGACCAAGCGUGCUGUCUCAAACGCUGUCGCAAGCGCCAAUGGCAAUGGCAAUGCCAGAAGCGUAGGGUGGUCGCAUACAGCUUCCAACAUCACCAUCGCGUGGGUCACGGUCUCCAUGCCGCUUGUUAUAUGGGACAUAUUAUACCUCUUGUUGCGUCCACACACUAUGACAGGAGGCAUGCUUCAAUGGCCGAUUUGGAAGCCUUAUGAGAUUUACGCAAACGUUGAUUACGUGUAUGGACAGCCUGGAUGGGACCACAAGGAUGGAUUUGGAGGAGCGCAAGCAGUAUUGAACCUUGUAGAGGUUAUUUUUUACGGACUGUACAUCAUGAUUGUGUACAAUCACGGCAAACCGGCUGCGGGCGGUCGCGGUUUGCAAGUUGGCGUUAAGGGUUGGCUUUCGGGAGGUGUUCGAAUUGAAGGGAGGAAGGGCAACCAAGCGCUGAUCAUGGGCUUCGCAGCUGCAGUGAUGACCCUUAGUAAAACAACACUUUACUAUCUCAACGAGUACUUCUCUGAUUUCAAGAACACCUGGCACAAUGAUUGGUCCCACUUCAUCUUCCUUUACAUAAUCAUGAACGGCCUAUGGCUCGCAUUCCCAGCCUACAUGACCGUCGUUUUCGGCGCGGACAUCCUUGAGGGUCUUGACCUUGCAACUGAAUCAUCAAGUGCCGCUGCGAAGAAGAAGUACUAAUUAGCAUCGCAUUCCUAAAAUUAAUACCCAACACUC